AUGUGAGAUUCCAAGCAGAACGUCAUAUAGAUUUGAGAGCCCACAUCCUCUUUUAAAAUGACCGUAGAGCUCAUAGCAAAAGUAAAUUAAGCAUCACAGAAAAGAGAAAGCUAGCAAGGACAGAACGAUCACUUAAGAGAGCACAAAAUGGUUUCUAGAGAGCAAAAGAGAGCAUCACUGCAUGAGAAGCUGCAACUUCUUCGUUCUAUUACGAACUCUCAUGCCCUAAACAAAACCUCGAUCAUAAUAGAUGCAUCAAAGUAUAUCCAAGAGUUAAAGCAAAAAGUAGAAAGACUGAAUCAAGACGUAGGCAAUGCACAAACUUCAAGUGACCAAAAUACUUUGCCUAUGGUUACAGUAGAAAGCUUAGAGAAAGGAUUUCUUAUAAAUGUAUUUUCAGCAAAGAGCUGCCCUGGUCUGCUUGUUUCCAUAUUGGAGUCAUUUGAAGAGAUGGGUCUUAAUGUGCUCGAAGCUAGAGUUACUUGCACAGACACCUUUCGAUUUCAUGCUGUUGGAGGAAAAAAUGAAGAACAAAAUGAGAGCAUUGAUGCACAAGCUGUGAAACAGGCAAUGGGACUAGCAAUAAAGAACUGGAGCGAAAAUGCUGACCAAAAGUAAAUCAGUUACAAAACAUAUGUCAGCUGUUAUAUCUAUAUAUGUUAUUUAUAUAUCUUAUGUGUCCAUUUUUUUAAUUAGUGUAGUUUAAGUAUUUUCUUUCAUCAAGUCUAAUUGAUAGUUUUGUUGAUAAAUGAAUUGAGCUUCUAUGAUGUUGAUCAAAUUUUCACGUCUAUUAGACAA
This is a messenger RNA of Cajanus cajan (pigeon pea), 798 nucleotides long. RefSeq names its product transcription factor bHLH61. Gene Ontology annotation, molecular function: DNA-binding transcription factor activity; protein dimerization activity; sequence-specific DNA binding. NCBI's taxonomy places the organism in Eukaryota, Viridiplantae, Streptophyta, Magnoliopsida, Fabales, Fabaceae. Gene Ontology annotation, biological process: regulation of DNA-templated transcription. The record is from RefSeq and is a predicted model, not a curated record. Gene Ontology annotation, cellular component: nucleus.